Hevea brasiliensis (rubber tree) is the source of this 363-nucleotide messenger RNA. Its product is annotated as F-box protein PP2-B11-like. The transcript has a single exon. The record is from RefSeq and is a predicted model, not a curated record. Lineage: Eukaryota; Viridiplantae; Streptophyta; Magnoliopsida; Malpighiales; Euphorbiaceae. Bases 1 to 363 code for a protein of 120 amino acids.
AUGGGUUUGAAAGCCAUUCUGCAGAGUUCAUUGUGGAACUUGCUGGAAGUAAAAAGGAUUAAGCGUAGUGUUUUUUUGGUUUCAGUAAGAGGACAGAGGCGGCAAUACCAAACUUUAAGAAGGCUAACUGGUUUGUUAAACUGCAGCCGGGUUUCGGGGUUGCAACCCUCCGUGGCUGCUGGAGAAAGCUAUGGCAAAUACCCGAAAGAGAGAGUAGAUGGGUGGCUGGAGAUUGAAUUGGGUGAGUUCAAUAGCGAGAACGGCGGAGAUGGAAAAUUGAAGAUAAAUUUACAAGUGAAAGGUGAUCACUGGAAAAGUCGUAUCAUUGUUCAAGGGAUAGAGAUUAGGCCAAAAGGAGAUUAA